Messenger RNA from Centruroides sculpturatus (bark scorpion), 848 nucleotides. RefSeq lists its product as uncharacterized. The record is from RefSeq and is a predicted model, not a curated record. The coding region runs from base 153 to 737 and encodes 194 amino acids. NCBI's taxonomy places the organism in Eukaryota, Metazoa, Arthropoda, Arachnida, Scorpiones, Buthidae. The transcript is spliced from 12 exons.
CACGAAUGCCACUGGGAUUUAGCAAUGUAUUUCAUGCAGAGAGCAGAAAAUUACACAAAAAUGGAAAAAGAUUUGAGAAAUGCUGCUGGACAACCCACCAGUAAAGAAGGUUGUGAAGAUUAUGCAAAACGAUUAGACAAGAAGAAUGCUCGAUGUGUUCUGAUAAAGAUAACGACGAUGAACUUUACGGUGUAAUAUGUGAUAUCGUUCGUAAAACAAAAAAAUGUAAAGUAUCAUCACCUCAUGGUGUAAGUAGGAAUCACUGCAUGAACAUUUUCAAUACUUGUUUUGUGAAGAAAAUUAAUGAAUCAAUGAUACGUGAAAGAGAUAUAAGUUGCUGUAAAUCUUCUCUAAAUAAACCAGGCGACUAUUUUGAGAAUAAAAAGAAUUGUGAAUCAGACUUAUAUAAGACGAUAAUAAUGGACUGCAUGUUUAAAGAUGAUUAUUGUAAAUCGCAAAUAAUUGAAUAUUUUAUGGAGAAUGGAGAAAUUUUGAAAGAAUUUUGUAGAAAAUUGAAUAAUGAAAUUGGUAUUCCUCCGGAAACAAGUCAAUGCGAUUAUUAUUAUGCAAAGUCAAAGGAAAUAUCUUUGAUGGAAUGCAACAAAAACACAAACAAAAAAUUGGUUCCGUUAUGCGAUUUGAUGGUAGAAAUUUUAAACAAAGAAUCUAUUAAUGACAUACAUGAUGAUUUAUAUAAUAAUGUAAAUGACAAUUUUGACAACAGACUGAAGAAAUGAACUCUCUAACAGGACAACAAUGAUUAUAUCGUUUAAUAAAGAGAAAUUUUAAAAAUUAAAUUUAAUUAUUGGAAGUUUUCUAAUUGAAAUAAAGAAUUUGUUUGCAGCAUA